AUGGCGUCGCAGCACCACUACACCAACAGCAGCAUUCUCGAAGAGCCCAGCCUCGGGAUGGCGUCGUCUAUCGCCAGCGACGACACGAUCAUCAUCAUGCAGUCGACCCGCGGCGGCAGCAGUGACAGCUUUGACUACGCGCUCAAGACCAAAACCGGUCCGCGACACGUCUAG
Messenger RNA from Saprolegnia parasitica CBS 223.65, 174 nucleotides. RefSeq lists its product as hypothetical. The record is from RefSeq and is a predicted model, not a curated record. NCBI's taxonomy places the organism in Eukaryota, Oomycota, Saprolegniomycetes, Saprolegniales, Saprolegniaceae. The transcript has 2 exons. The coding region runs from base 1 to 174 and encodes 57 amino acids.